UUUUGUUCUUUGAGGGUUUGUAAUAAGACACAAUCCUCAUUACAAUGGUUCACACUACAGCUUAGGAAAGAGCUGUAUAAAUUGGGAUCACAGUAUACUGUACUGAUUUUUGGUAUUACACAGAGGUCUGCCCUCUGCUCUCCUGUCUUAAAGCUGAGCAACCCUGUGGCCUAUCUUGCUCCCUUGGCCCUAAAAUGACAGUAAUCUCUACAAUCAGUUGUGCCUUCUUAUUUUUCAUUCUCUGUGAAACAAGUGCAAUAGCAUUACCCAAUUCCACUGACCUAUUCCUCUCAAACAAAAAUUUCACUGACAUUGAAGCAGCUUUGGCAGCUCACUUGGACUCUGCAAAAAUCCCCAAAGUCAGGCGGAAGCGAUACAUUUCACAGAAUGACAUGAUUGCCAUCCUUGAUUAUCAUAAUCAAGUCAGAGGCAAAGUCUUUCCACCUGCUUCAAACAUGGAGUAUAUGGUUUGGGAUGAAACUCUUGCCAAGUCCGCAGAGGCUUGGGCUGCAACAUGCAUUUGGGAUCAUGGACCUUCCUACUUACUGAGAUUCUUGGGCCAAAACCUAUCUGUAAGAACUGGAAGGUAUCGAUCCAUUCUUCAGCUAGUAAAGCCAUGGUAUGAUGAAGUGAAAGACUAUGCUUUUCCAUAUCCUCAGGACUGCAACCCUAGAUGCCCUCUGAGAUGCUAUGGACCCAUGUGCACACAUUAUACACAGAUGGUUUGGGCCACUUCCAAUCGUAUAGGCUGCGCAGUCCACACAUGCCACAAUAUGAAUGUCUGGGGAUCUGUUUGGCGACAAGCUGUUUACUUGGUAUGCAACUAUGCCCCAAAGGGCAACUGGAUUGGAGAAGCGCCGUAUAAAGUAGGAGUCCCGUGUUCUGCUUGUCCUCCUAGUUAUGGAGCGGCUUGUACUGACAAUCUUUGUUUUCCAGGAAUAACAUCAAACUACUUAUAUUGGUUUAAAUAAGUUAACACAAGUUUACAUUAUUUUCAAAUAAUAUGGCUGAGUAACAAAAGCUUGUAUAUUGAAUUUUGCACAUAUAUAUAUAUAUAGUAAUAAUACUCUUGUUUUCUUUUUAUAUCCUUUUGCAUAAUUAGCUUUCAGAGUACAGUAUAGAUUCAUUUUUAACUCUUUGGAAUUUAUAACUAUAGUUCUCCAUUUCAGGCCAUGGUCAUGUAGGGAAGGAUAAUCUUAUAUCAUCUUAAGAAAGUGUAACUUUCUAAAGAAUAUGUUCUGUUUGAUAUUAAAAGAAAAUUUAAAAGGGCACUGUCAACUUAAGUCUAAAAUGUGACCCCUCCCUUUGAAAUUAUAGCUAUAGAUAGAUAAUGGUCACUGGCAACUACACCAAUUAUUUAAAAAUGAAAAAUGUACAAAUGUACAAAAAAAGUACACCUCCUACCCUUCCCCGCCAACAUUGUCUUCAUCUUGCAAAUGGCUACUCCCAUUUGCACUUAUGCUUACUCCUGCAUAGUCAAUGGGACUCUGAGCAAGAGUAAACACAUGUGCAGGAGGAACUCCAGCGUUCAGCCUUAUGUUAGCUCCCCCAUGCACAACAGUGAUUAACUUAAGAUAUUUCAAGAAUUCCAAACACAGCUGCUGCUAUCAUCAAUGAUGCCUGUGUGGAGAUAGAGAAGUAAAGAACAGGGAGCCAUGCUGGCCCUUGUACCACUAAGAAAUAUGAUGGAACUGCAAAUGUUCACCAACCUGACUAAAGCUUUGUCUAAUCUAGAAAGUUGUAUCACUUUAAGUAUACCGGAUAGUUAACAUUGUAGAACCCCAUUAGUGUGGAUGCAGUUAUAACAGUAUAAAGGCACUCUUUAUCAGUACAACUAUUCCAUAUGGGAAGGGGAAUAACUAUAUUGGCAUAAGACACCUUUAUACAAGUAUAACUGGAUCCAUACUAGGGCUUUUACAUGUAUAAAUAUGUUAGUAAAAAACAAACAAAAAACACAUCCCUCGCUGAAAUAGUGCUACAGGUAAAACUUCCAAUCAGGCCUCAGUGUUGCACAAUUUUGACUAAAGGAUAUCUCAAAUAAAAAGUACAAAGUGAAAAGGGAACUUUUAUUUAAAAAGGGGGGAAGAGGUUAACAGUGUGCAACAAAAAAACAGAAUCUGUAAAACAGUUGACAGAGUCCUUCAAACGGUAUGGUGAGGCUAUUUCCUGAAAAGUAUCUUUAUAAACCAGCAAAGAAAAUUAUACUUAUUAUCCUCUCCAAAAAGCAAACUUCUUGUGGGAGCUAAGUAGAAAAUUUAUGGAAAAGGGACUACAGUUGAAACUAGAACACUGUAUAUAUGUAUAGAUUGCUUGUCCUGAAUGGUAUCCAUAACAGACCAGGGUACAAAUUCUGCCCUCAGAUGCAUGUGUGCAACUGUCAUUGAAGUGACUGAGAGUUGUACCUUCAUAUCCCAAGGCAGAAUUUUGCUCAUGAUGAACAUAGAAUACAAGUGAUUAGUUGUUUACAAUUUCCCACAUUUCCACUCUGCCUGGCACAGAUAUGUUGGGCACUUUGAAGCUCAUGAGCUUUGGAAGUUCGUGAGUUUCACCAGAAUCAUAUAUAUAUAUAUAUAUAUAUGCAUUUUAUUUUAAAGCAAAGAUGUCCUCUUCCCAAGGCUGGUUAAGAAAGUCUGCUACCAGAGUACAUGAUAGCUUUACUGAAAUUACAAAUAUGGGAAUAAUUUACAUGUAGUCAACCCUAUUGCCAAAGGGAUCAAUUAUAUGGACUGAAUGAGUUCUGUAGUACAUGGCAAAUGGAAUUAUCAUACUUCAGAUAUCUAUGAUUAGACAAGAGAUGUAUUGGAGCAUAAACUUUCGUGGGGUGAGUACCCACUUCGUCAGACGCAUGCCACAGGACUCUCUAUUGCUUUUUACAGAUCCAGACUAACACGGCUACCCCUCUGAUUCUAUGAUUAGACACUAACUCAGAGAAUGUCAUUUAUUGUACUGUAGCUCUUCAAGCAUAUGUCUGGCUGACAUUCCUUUGUCUGACAUGACAAUAAUUAGAGAAGUAUAUAGUGCCACUAGGCAUCAGAACUUAAAAACAAAACCAUAUGUGAUGUUUCUGUAACUUUUGUUUUAGUAAGAAUUUAAAUGUUGCAGGUUUUCCUUAUUGUUAACAAUGGUCUUGAAGUCCUGCAGUCCUCGCUUGGUCAAAUAGUCCAACUGGGUGAAAUUCACCCCUUUGCAGAGGGAAAACACAAGCUCUGUGCAGCACUUAAGGCUCUAUUUGAAAGGUUCCAUUUUAAGUGGUACAUAGGCCAUGUUCUGUAUCCCAGUGGGAGUUUUUGACUAAGGAAUAUAGAGGCAAAAUGCAUUUUUGUACCACAUGACAGAUGUUUUUUGGAGGAUGAAGGGGGAACAGAUAAAAUUUUACUUUUGCAUUUCCUUACAUUUGCAAAAAAGUUAUAAAAAAUAACAGGCAGAGACUACAUUAACAAAAGUUCUAAGAUGCAGAGCCUAAGGAUUAGGGUUAAUGUUUAAUAACUAUGCACUUUGUAACUUGCAACUUGUACAUUGUGUGGUACACUUUCCAAACAGAACUAGAAAUUGUAAAUUAAUUUAUAAUUCUGUAAUUCAGCUGAAAGUAUUAUAACGGGUAUAUAUGUUAUUGUAUCUGUAACUUUUUUUUAACUUGGUAAUAAUAAGCUGAUAUUUUGGAAUAUUUUGUUUUCUGUAGAUAUAAGUAAUAGGAAACUUUGCUACUAUCAAACAGGGGUGCAGAUUUUUUUUCAAAACACAGUAAUGGUGCUACGGAUAAUUAUAUCUGUCAUAAUCACACUGUAAUUUACAACAGCAGGAAAUAAUCUGGAUAUAAGCUAUUUCAUAAGAGCAGCUUCUGAGAAAACCAGCAGCAAGCAUUUAGUUUAACAUAUUUCAUUUAACAAAGAAGGUUACAGCUAACUGGACAUUUGACUAACCAAAUGCAGUUUACCUUUCAAUUUUUUAUAAAUGUGCAUUAUCUAUAUGAGUUCCUGCAAUUUCCCUUGGAUUGAAUAAUGACAAUGCCAGCAAACAUCUACCUUGAUAGCCCAUGUUAGUGCUGCUUGAUUGAUUACCUGACACAAAAUGCUGUUGGAAUAAAAGUACCAGGAAUAUGCUGAAGACCAAAGGUGUCAUAUAAUAUUCCCUCACCAUUACAGGGCUAUGCUGAAAAAAAAGAAACCCCCCAAAACCCCAAAUAUCAUGGGACUAUUCCACCCAUUUCACAGGUUUACAAAUCUGCACUCUUUUUCCUACAGAGCAGAAUAGCAGUGUGCUUUUAUAACAGUAGACUGGCCAUUGGAAAAAUAUUCCUUUUGGAUACAAUAUUUUUUGUUCUUCUUUAAAUAUAAAACAUAUUUAUGAAACUAUACAAGGAAUAAAAUAGGGAUGAAGAAUAACUGUGAUUUAAAAUAAGAGACACUUAUAAGAGUUAUAGGAGUAAAAAGCUAAAAGGAUGCAGCAAUGCCAUUAAGAACCCAGUGCAGCCUUUCAUGUUAUAAUAAUUGCCUGUGAUAUUUUUGCCUCACUGUUAUGUUAUUUACUGAGCAAAUAGCUAGUAAAGGCUGUCUUUUUGGUGCUAAACUGUAUAUUCUGGUGCUGGAGACAUUUUUGCAGAAGACGAGUUUUAUUUCUGAUGUUACAAUACAUACUCUAGUGCUUGUAAGCCAUGGGAAUUUUGCAACUGAUUUCAAUAGGUCCAGAAUCAGGAAUUGCUGUCUUUUCUUUAGCGUAGGAAUAAGACCCUAGCUGUGGUAUUCAUCAGUUUUGCUGUGGAGCCAGGGCCAGCUCCAGGCACCAGCUAAGGAAGCAGGUGUUUGGGGAGGCACGUUUGGGUCUUCGGCGGGAAUUUGGCAGGGGUCUCCUCAGUCCCUCUCUUCCUCUUUGAGCUGCCACCGAAGUGCUGCCAAAGAGGAAGAGAGGGAGUGAAGGACCCACCGCCGAACUGCCGCCGAAGAAUGAAGGAGCACGAUUGAGUUGCCGUCAAAGUGCCGCCGAUCAGCUUUUUUUUUUCUCCCCAUUGCUUGGGGUGGCAGAAAACCUGGAGCCGGCCUGUGUGGAGCUUACUUUCUUCCAGAUUCCUGUGCUUAACUCCCAGUGUUGCUAAAGAGAGUUAUGUAUAUAUGAAGUCUAAUUUUACUCUCAGUUACAUCCAUGCAACUCCAUUGAAAUCUAGUUGUCUUCUUUAUCUUCUCUUACCUACCUAAGUGUCUGAUUCUGGACCUAUUGAAAUCAGUGGCAAAAUUCCCAUUGACAUCAAUUGAGGCCUAAUUCCUUUCUGUUGGAAUUCAGUGGGGAAUGAACUGAUCCCUAGGAAGUAGGAUGUAUGGCUUCACAGAGCCAUUAGAGCAAAGUGAAUCUUUCUGAAGUAGGUUAUUCCCUUAGGAGGAGAUUUGGGAUCAUUAAAAUGUGUUCAUAGGCUAUUUGAAAUCAUUACUGACAGGGGCCUUAUACACAUAGUAAUAAGAUAUUUUGUAAAGCCUUGAGUCUUGUGAGUAAAGUUUCCCUCAGUUACUGUUGAUUUCAUUUACUAAAGUGGAAUGAUCUCAGCCGACCUGAAGGCCACUCACAAAUGACUUGCCAUUUUUAUUGGUGGUUUUCUGUAACUGUGAAGUAUAUAAAUUCCUGCAUCCUGGCUUUUGACUAUGCACUGGUUCUGAUAACCAGAAAGUAUGUGAACCCAUACAUUGGGUUUCAGAGCUUCUCUCAGAAUUCACUAUUGCUAUGCAUACAAUGAACAUGAUCCCCUCAAGUUCUCAUUUCUUCUAGAAGAAAAAGAAUGCUUCUGAUUAAUUUAUGACAUUUUAGUUUAUUAUUAAGCAUAAGUCCCAGGCCUUCUUUCUGCUCAAUUUUUGGUUAGUGAGUUUGGCCCAGGAUACGGUUUUUGUCUGGCAAACAGAAAGUAUUUCCUAGUUAUAUUGUUAUGGAUUGCAAUAUUUGAUUCAAACUGAUUAAUGGAAUGGGCUUAAACUCCUGGUUUAGGAGCCACCCACUGUAAACAGCAUUAUUGUACAGAGCUCUCUUUUGAGAAGCACUACAGAGACAACAGGAAUAAAACAUUUUGAAUUCAAAAUUAUUUUCUUGUGUUCUGGAAAAUGACAAAAUCAAGGUGGAAAACGGGUUUCCCCAUGUUUAACUCAUAAUGAUGUAGUGCACCCUUCUAUGCUGUUCAUCCUACAAACUCACUAGAUCUUCAGCACAUGUUCACACAAGGCAGAAACUAUUUAGAUACAAAGUUAGAGGUAAUACCCUCCUCACAGGGAGUUAGUGGCAAUAUGGGAUUGCUCUGAAGAAGUAAAUCUCUUUGUUUCAUGCAGGAUCUUAUUGUUUCAUUGAAGAAGUGCUUGUGUGCUGGGAUUCAUUAAAUAAGUGAACUGAUUUCAGAUACUGUAUAAUUACUAAAUGCUUGUCUAUUUGCUUUUCUCUUCAUUUUCUUCCAUACCAUACCAUACCAUACCAUACCAUACCAUACCAUACCAUACCAUAACAAAAUAGAAGGUUUUGGCAUUCAUACAUACAACAGAAGAUUUGGCUCUUGCUAUUAAAAAUCAACCCCAGAAUCUUUUACGUAUUUAUGCAAUGGAAUUUCUUGUUUCUCACACAUUUUUAGGUUUCUUUCUUUCUUCCUUCAAAAUGUUUGUCAUAGAAGAAACUUCAUUUGACACAGGGUUGCAGUGAAUUAUUGAACAUAUUGUUUCCAUAUUAUAUGAUGAAAUACGUAUGUUACAACUGAGAUAUCAAUUAGUAUUCCUGUUUCAAUUCUUGAUGUUAUGAAAACAAAGAAAUAUAGAUUAUUUUGAACUAAUGUGUAAUGUCUAUGCAUUUAA
Molecule: messenger RNA, 6809 nt
Organism: Gopherus evgoodei (Goodes thornscrub tortoise)
Lineage: Eukaryota; Metazoa; Chordata; Testudines; Testudinidae
Gene: PI15
Product: peptidase inhibitor 15
Exons: 6
Coding region: 195-971 (258 amino acids)
Cellular component (GO): extracellular region
Source: RefSeq, a predicted model, not a curated record